GAAUUUAUAUGCAUUAUGAUUUAGAAUGUGCUAAGGAAAACAGGUUAAAAGUAUAUUUAAUGAAUAAAUCAUCAAACGUAUUUAUAUAUAAAAAAAAUACACAUAUUACUGGAAGUGAUAUGUUUGAAAAAUGGGAUAAUAUACUAUACAACAUUAAGAAAGAAGGUGGAACAGCAGGAAAAGUAACCAGAAAAAGAAUAUCAGAAAUUGUAAGACCAUUAGGUGAUCAAGUAAAGCGCAUUCAUGCGAAUGGAUUUAUAGUAGCAGGACAAGUAAAUCUCAAAACAGAUAUAGAAAUGUGUGAGUUAAAACUUGAGAAGAGAGGAGUUUGUACGAUAAAAAAUUGUAUAUCAAUUAUUUGGAAACCUUUAUAUCCUGAAAUUCCAAAUUUGAUUAUUUUCAAAAAAAAUGAGUUUCACUCUACAAAUAGUUUACCAGAUUUUAAAAAAAAACAACAAGAUAAAGAGCAAAAUACUGAGAUAACUAUAAAAAGGAAAUCACUAAAAAGGUUUGAUCUAAAUCUUCCGAAUGAAAUUAUAAUAGAAAUAUUUCAACAUUUACGAACACAAAAUGAUAAAUUAGACACAGAGUGUCUUGUUUCGCAGUGUACUAAUAAUGAAUUAUUAUCCUUAGUUUUAUAUGUUAAUAAACGAUGGAAUGAAUAUAAAUUAGAACUUAUCAACACCCGAGAAACUUUACGUGUUGCUGAGGCAUGGAAUAUAGAUAAUGAAUCAAAUUCAGAAGAAAAUUUUGAUGAAAAUUUUCAGGAUAAUAAUACUUCAGAUUCAAAUAUGACUACAAUAUCAGAAUUAGUCUAUGCCAUAGAUGACUAUUUAGAUAAUACUAGAAUAAACAGACCU
This is a messenger RNA of Diversispora eburnea, 860 nucleotides long. Lineage: Eukaryota; Fungi; Glomeromycota; Glomeromycetes; Diversisporales; Diversisporaceae. The record is from the annotation of a GenBank genome assembly.